AUGUCUGGUAUACUGUCAUAUCUCACGGGGACGGCCAACCGGUCGGGCUCGAUCAAUCUGCCAAGCGUCGAGAUCCAUAACGUCGAGACCAACCCGGACCGACGAGCCCGGUGUCUCAAGCACCUGCUCAAGGCCAAUCACGUCAAUUACUCCGUCGUCUACCACAACCUGCAGUACGACAAUCACAACCCACACAUCUUGUGCUCGGCAUACCUGCUCGGGGCCGACCAAGAGCACCUCAAUCACAUAUACGAUGAGCAGAUCAAGCCUCUCGAGUCUUGGCGCCCGUCGCCGGCCGAACUCAAUGACUUGGACUGGCGGGAUUUCCUGGGCGACAAAAAUUACCAGAGGGCCUACCUUGACUACUUUGAGGACAAGCUCGCGAUGGAAUUCUCGUACGACUGGAAGAAGGUCGUGGAGCAUUUCAUGUUCGAGGGCGAUCAACCGCUGUACCAUGGGCUGAUCUGUGGACUUGGCCAUCCCCUCAUUCACCUGGGUUAUGCCUAUGAAAUGGACAACAAAGAGUUGGCGAUGGAGGCCCUGGCCCUCACCUCAGUCCAGCGCUGCUUCUUGAACAAGUACCUGGAUGACAAAGCAUACACCAAACCGUCUUCGUUGAAUGGAUCACCUCUUGAGCUGCUCAACAAGAUGUGCUCUGAUAAACGCUUCGGCAGCCUACCGAAGAAUCCCGAGUUUGACGAACUGGAGUCGAUCCUAGAGAAGCACGAAGACCUCGUUUUGGAGUACUGGAACGGAUGGAAUCUCGAUGACCCCCAGAAGCAGUUCGAGCUGUCCCAGGAAGCAGCAGUCGCUCUUCUCGUCGCCACGGUCCGGCCUGGCACGCACUCGUUCAACUUUGUCUUGGUCCACCUGCUCACGACGAGCCACGCCGUGCGCAUCCUCUUGCCCUGCUUCCCCAAACAGCACCGCAUCAAUCUCGUCAGGGAAUGGUGGCUGCUCGUCAUCGCCAUGUUCAUCAUGAAAGGCCGCCCGACCAUUGACCCUGAUAAUGUGGAAAAGGACAUUAAGCAAAAGCACUGGGGCUACGUCGAGGAGAAGGCACUCAAGUCGCCGUAUUCAACGGACGCCCAUUAUGUCAAAGCUAUCCGUGCAAUGAAGGAGGCAGCCAGGACAUGGGGAGAUGUUCACGAGCAGUAUCUACGUGCUGCAGUCACGUUUGUCGACAACUUCCAUGGAUGGACAUUUUGA
Emericellopsis cladophorae is the source of this 1209-nucleotide messenger RNA. RefSeq lists its product as uncharacterized. The record is from RefSeq and is a predicted model, not a curated record. Gene Ontology annotation, molecular function: oxidoreductase activity. The transcript is spliced from 3 exons. Bases 1 to 1209 code for a protein of 402 amino acids. NCBI's taxonomy places the organism in Eukaryota, Fungi, Ascomycota, Sordariomycetes, Hypocreales, Bionectriaceae.